AUGAGAAGAUUUCUGGAAUUUGUCAAGAUCUAAAAAAAUAAGCAAGCUAUUUCGAUAAUUGAGGAACAGCAAUCUAGAAUAUAAAAAGUUGGAAUCUUUAUUGUAAUAAUAGGAAGCAGACAUUCGAAUUCACAUAAGUGUAGUAAAAGUUAAUAUUAAAUUAUACUACAAAAUAAAUGAAAUUGUAUUAGGAUGGUUUAUAAACAAAAUUAGAGGAAGCUAAUUUAGAAAUCAAGAGAUUAUAAGAAAGUAUUUUUAAACUAAAGAAAUCUAAGUAUAAAUAAAGUAUAAUAGUUGUUAAUCAGAAUCAAAGAAAAAGAUUAAAGUCAUGAUGGGUCUACUUCAUGUAUAUAUGGCACUCCAAAGAAAUAAUCUUCUUUCUCUCAAUAUAGAGGUUACACUUCUCACAAAAGUUCAUAUGAUGAACUCUUUAAGAGAUACAAUAAACUCUUAUAAUAAUAGUAGUCAACAAUCAAAUACAAUCUUUAACUUAUAUAUUAUUAAAUAUCUAUAGACUGUAAUAUUUAAAUUAGUUAAUAUAUGAUGAAAAGACAAUAGACUUUAGCUGAAAUAUGUAAUAUACUACCAAACAGAAGUUAGACAAAACAUAAUAAUAGCGUAAAUAAGGAGUGGAUAUCAUAAUCCAAUCAAUUCAGAUGCAAUAAAAAACUUAUUGAAAAUAAAAUUAAUUAUAAAUUGCUUAAAUUAUGA
Molecule: messenger RNA, 711 nt
Organism: Paramecium sonneborni
Lineage: Eukaryota; Ciliophora; Oligohymenophorea; Peniculida; Parameciidae
Source: the annotation of a GenBank genome assembly